CUAAACUGUCGAGUUUGCAAUUUUCCUUUCAAAGCUGUCAUAAACUGAGAUACUAUUCUUAAAAAGACCAUCAGCAGUUCCCUUCAUACAGUAGCUACUGACUCGUCAUCAUUUGCAUUCGACUGCAAUUAAGGAGCACUGAAGACAACAUGGAUGUCAUACUAUUUGGCCUCGUCAUCGCGCUAAUCAUUGGCCUUUGCACCAUUGGACGUCGGCCAUCGUCGUAUCCUCCUGGUCCUCCAACGCUGCCUCUGAUUGGAAAUCUUCACCAAAUGCCUACCAAGAAUGGGCAUCUCCAGUUUCAAAAAUGGGCACAGGAAUAUGGCCCAAUCUAUUCACUGAUCCUUGGCACCAAAGUUAUGAUUGUUCUCUCUUCCGACACGGCAAUCAAAGAUUUGUUAGAUAAACGCAGCAACAUCUACUCUUCCCGCCCAGAGAUGUACCUGGGACAGAUCGUGAGCGGUCGCCUCCGAGUUCUCUUGAUGGUAACCAUUCACAUCUAGAUCUUCCACCAUUGUGGUCUUCACUGUUCUGAAUAACAGUUUCCCAGGCAUAUGGCGACACCUGGCGCAUGAUCAGGAAAAGCAUCCACAAUAUUCUCAACAUCAAAGCAGCUAAGUCAUACGUACCGUACCAGGACUUGGAAAAUAAGCAAAUGCUUUGCGGCAUGCUCGACGAGCCCGAGGCUUUCAUCGAUCACAUCAAACGAUAUACAAAUUCACUUACUACACAAAUGGUCUUCGGGUUUCGCACUAUCAAUAUUAAUGAUCCAAAGCUGAAGCAGCUCUUCGAGGGAUUUGAAAAUUUCUCCGAGGUCACAGGGACAGCCACCGCAGCACUUCUCGACCUUUUUCCAGUGUUGCAGCUCCUGCCAGAUGCUAUUCUCCCUCUACGGCGUUAUGCACAGGAAUUGCACCGGCGUGAGAAGGAACUUUAUGUUGGGCACUGGAUGGAUGUCAAAAAGGCCAUUAAAAAUGGCACCGCAAAGCCGAGUUUUUGUGUUGACCUAGUCAAAGCCCAAGACCACUAUGGGUUCUCAGAUGACCUCGCCGGAUACAUAAGUGGUAGUCUUCUAGAAGCUGGUUCUGACACCACCGCUUCCACCCUGAUUGCGUUUGUUCAAGCUAUGGUUGUCUUCCCCGAUGUACAGAAGAGGGCACAGGAAGAGCUUGACCGAGUUUGUGGAGAUCGCUUGCCAACGAUGGAAGAUGAGCCAAGCCUCCAGUUUAUCCGUGGUUGCGUUAAGGAAAGCUUAAGAUGGAUGCCCACUGCUAUUCUUGGAGUGCCACAUGCUGUGAUCACUGACGAUGAAUACAUGGGCUACAAGAUACCAAAGGGCGCUGGUGUGGUGUGGAACGUCUGGGCUAUUCACACAGAUCCAAAGCGCUAUCCCAAUCCCCGAGCCUUUGAUCCAUCCCGUUACGCCGAUGACUUUCAAACUGCAAGCGAGGCAGCUACGAAUCCCGAUUCAUCCAAACGUGACCAGUUCGUCUUUGGUGCAGGUCGCCGUAUUUGCCAAGGCAUGCACAUCGCAGAGAGAUCGCUGUUCUUGGGUAUUUCCAGGAUGCUUUGGGCCUUCAAUCUGAACAAGGCCGUCGACCAGAACGGCAACGAAAUCACACCAGACAUUGACCAGCUGACCGAAGGACUAUUGGUUCUUCCAAAACCUUUCCGGGCGCGGAUUACACCUCGAAGCGAGCACCAUGUUCGAAGGAUCCGCGAAGCGUGGAGUGAAUGCCUGCCACUACUCGACCCACAGAUGCAAUGGAAGGAAGUUCCAAAAGGAAUGGCAUUCGGUGCAUAUAAUGCAAACAAAUAACUGCGCUUAUCAGUGAGAGGUUUAUUGAAGUGGGAAUCCGAGUUGGUUGGUUACUACUAGGGAACAUUCAUGCGGCAUACUAUGUCCAAAGGAUGUUGGAAAAAAUAGGUUGCCUGCAAAAGUCUACUUGAUACUUGUUCUUGAAUGAUAAGUUGUAUUGUUGCGAGCUGGCUGGGUUUCUUCUUCUGUUUUCUUCUUUCACGGAUGAGAAAGGUCUGAUCAAACGGAAACGAGCGACAUAGGAUAUAGAAAAAGGAAAUGCAGUCAUUAAUCGAGAUGGACAUGAAGAACUCA
Cryphonectria parasitica EP155 is the source of this 2113-nucleotide messenger RNA. RefSeq lists its product as uncharacterized. Gene Ontology annotation, molecular function: oxidoreductase activity, acting on paired donors, with incorporation or reduction of molecular oxygen; heme binding; monooxygenase activity. The transcript is spliced from 5 exons. The record is from RefSeq and is a predicted model, not a curated record. Bases 572 to 1819 code for a protein of 415 amino acids. Lineage: Eukaryota; Fungi; Ascomycota; Sordariomycetes; Diaporthales; Cryphonectriaceae.